GUAAUGAUACAGUUCGACAGUUUUUGAUUAUAGAAUUAACAGAAUCAAUGAUAGCUGGGACAAACUUUUCGGUGUCUAUAAGUUUCGAAGGUCCUUUACAAGGUGAUGGAACAGGGUUGUACUUGAGCUCUUACAUGGAUGGUACAACUACAGUAUAUUUGGCCACAACACAAUUUGAAGCACCUUAUGCCAGACGAGCAUUUCCCUGUUAUGAUGAACCUGCACAAAAAGCUACAUUUGACAUCACUUUACGAAAAAGGCUGAAUACUGGACGAAAUUAUAUCACACUUUCUAAUAUGAACAUUAUAAAUAACUCUACCAGUGGAGAUUAUGGCAUUGACUAUUAUGCUACAUCUGUUGUAAUGCCAACCUAUCUAUUAGCAUUUAUAGUUUGUGAUUAUGAAUAUACGGAGAACAUAUCUGACACCAAUAUAGCAUAUAGAACAUACGCCAGCCCAAUUAGUAUACAGUAUGCACAAAUGGCUCAAGAACAUGGAUUGAGAAUAUUUAAUAGAUUUGAGAGUUACUUCACACCAACAUACAGUUUGCCUAAAAUAGACAACAUUGCCAUUCCUGAUUUUAAUUUCGGUGCAAUGGAGAAUUGGGGACUUAUAACAUAUAGAGAAGGUCUGCUUUAUAUACCUGGGACAUCGAAGGCAUCAGAUGAAAAAUGGAUAGCAGAAGUCAUUUCACAUGAAAUUGCUCAUCAGUGGUUUGGUAAUCUCGUCUCACCCAAGUGGUGGAAGUGGAUAUGGUUAAAUGAAGCUUUUGCUUCUUUCUGGGACUAUCACAUCGUCGGAGAACUAUAUCCUACGUGGAGAAGUGAGGAGUUAGAAAGACUUAUUGGAACACAUUCGGUAAUGGAAACUGAUGCUUUAAGAUCUUCUCAUCCUUUAACCUUUGACGCGGAAAGCAAUUCUGAAAUAACUUCUCUCUUUGAUAGUAUUACAUAUACUAAGGUAUUUACGCAGCUUUUAUAUUGA
This is a messenger RNA of Patella vulgata (common limpet), 983 nucleotides long. Its product is annotated as aminopeptidase N. The coding region runs from base 48 to 983 and encodes 311 amino acids. Gene Ontology annotation, cellular component: cytoplasm. Gene Ontology annotation, molecular function: metalloaminopeptidase activity; peptide binding; zinc ion binding. The record is from RefSeq and is a predicted model, not a curated record. Lineage: Eukaryota; Metazoa; Mollusca; Gastropoda; Patellidae. Gene Ontology annotation, biological process: proteolysis; peptide catabolic process. The transcript has 7 exons.